AUCCAGGAUCAGUCCUAUUCGAACCUCCUUUGGAGUGCCGGGAACAUUUAGUUCUUAUUUAUUUAAUAUUAAUUUUAAGCAAAAUGCGUGUGCAGUUGUGUGUGUUGGCGGUCAUGUGCGGCGUUGCCGGCAUUUCAGCUUCAGCUAUGCCGCCAUUCUUCACGGCCUGCUCCGCGUCAGACCCCGGCCUAGACUCGUGCAUCGAGGGCGUGAUCCGGGCGGGCGGGCGGCGCUUCACCCAGGGCAUCCCGGAGCUGGGCAUCGCCACGCUAGACCCGGUCCACCUCGGCACCGUGCAUGUGGACAACCCGGCGCUGAAGUUGACCUUCUAUGAUACCGUGGUGACCGGGCUUGGAGGGUUCAGGAUUAAUGCUUUUAGGAUGUACAACUCGGAGGGCCGCGCGACGCUGGACUUCACGUCCAACGUGACGCUGAAGGCGGACUACGACAUGGAGGGGCAGCUGCUGAUCCUGCCCAUCCGCGGCAAGGGACAGGCCAAGAUCAAGAUCACGAACCUGAACAUCAUAGUGAAGUACCAGUACUCGACGCACGACGGGCACUGGCGCGUGGACAGCUACCGGGACAGCUACAAGAUGGACCGAGCUCAGUUCAAGUUCACCAACCUGUUUAAUGGCAACAAACAGCUCUCGGACACGAUCCACACGGUGAUCAACACCAACUGGGAGCCGGUGAUGCACGACAUCGCGCCCACUGCCUUCCAGCACAUCAUCCUCGCCUGCGUCAACGAGGUCAAGAAACUGUUCCAAGCCGUGCCAGCUAAAGAACUUCUUAGGCCUUGACUGUGUUUUGUUUAUUCGGUAGUUAUUAGAGUGAUAUAAUCUAACUAUUAUGUAGGUAAAAGCUACAAAAUUGGUUCUCCUCAGUUUUCCACACUGGCUUUGUGCACACUUUUGACUAUUUUGGGGAAGUAAAUUCCCAUUCUUCGCCAGUGUGCAUAAAGCUAAUGUGACGAACUGGAAACAACCGCACAAAGUCUAGACUAGGAGCCCAACUUAUCCAAACACAAGUUUCCUGAAAUGGUCACUUGUUUACAGUUUUCAACGUUGUUUAAGUUUCACCUUCUAGAGUCCAUUUAACUCCUGAAUAAACUUGAAGAGAAAUCAUGCUGCAAUAGCAAGCCAAGGGCGAUCUCAGACUUUCUGCUAUUGAAUAAUUUAAACGCCUGAUUUUUAUGUUUAGCUACAAAUCACAUAGUUGUGUUAGAAACCUAAUCGUUUGAAUAGAGGUAAUCUUAGGCGCUAUUACGCUAACUACAGUAUCAGGAUAU
Plutella xylostella (diamondback moth) is the source of this 1288-nucleotide messenger RNA. Its product is annotated as circadian clock-controlled protein daywake. NCBI's taxonomy places the organism in Eukaryota, Metazoa, Arthropoda, Insecta, Lepidoptera, Plutellidae. The record is from RefSeq and is a predicted model, not a curated record. Gene Ontology annotation, biological process: multicellular organismal reproductive process.